Molecule: messenger RNA, 1321 nt
Organism: Haliotis rufescens (red abalone)
Lineage: Eukaryota; Metazoa; Mollusca; Gastropoda; Lepetellida; Haliotidae
Product: 2-acylglycerol O-acyltransferase 2-like
Exons: 5
Coding region: 238-1254 (338 amino acids)
Biological process (GO): triglyceride biosynthetic process
Cellular component (GO): endoplasmic reticulum membrane
Molecular function (GO): diacylglycerol O-acyltransferase activity
Source: RefSeq, a predicted model, not a curated record
UGUUGAGGUCUUCCUGUUGAGGUCUUCCUGUUUUAUGUGUAAAUUGUCUUGGUGUUUGGGCCCUGUAAGCGUAACAGGAUAUUAGCGUAUGUCGAGUGCACCUAUCUACACCCUGUAGCGCAUCACUGUGGGUUUUUGUCACACUUGUGUGUGAAGUACAUAUAUGUCACGCUGACCUCAGAUACCUGCGAAAACAUAUUGCGUCUCCACAAACCGUGAGUAGAAUCACCACACAGGAUGAAGGUCCUAGGGAUAGAGUUCGCUCCCCUGAGGAUUCCCUUGGAGCGUCGCCUGCAGACAAUAUCAGUUUACCAGUUCACUCUUUCGUUCUUGUUCCUCGGCUUCUUCUGUCUGUUCCUGUCCUUCUACCUGCUGUUCACACGCUUCUACUAUGUAUCAUUAAUCUAUGCAGUGUGGUACGUCUACGACCGCAAACAGAGUGCCCGUGGAGGGCGCCCCAUCCUGUGGGUGCGCGGGUGGAGGAUGUGGAAGAACUUUGCCAACUACUUCCCUCUGAAGCUGAUAAAGACAGUGGACUUGAACCCCAACAGGAACUAUAUAUUUGCGUGUCACCCCCAUGGUGUCAUGUGUUAUAGCCAUUUUUGUAAUUUUGCUACAGAAGGAACAGGAUUUAGCGACUUAUUUCCUGGCCUGCGCCCCUAUUUGCUGACCCUCGCAGGCCAGUAUAAGUUUCCUUUCUUCAGGGAAUAUUUUAUGUUAACAGGCUCCUGUGAUGCAAGCAAGGAAAGUAUAGAGUAUCUUUUAUCGAAGGCUGGGACAGGCAAUGUCCUUGGCCUAGUCAUCGGAGGAGCCAUUGAAGCUCUGAAUGCCUCUCCCGGGAACUUCAGACUUCAUUUGAAAAACCGGAAAGGUUUUAUAAAAAUAGCUAUGAAACAUGGAGCUGAUGUCUGCCCUGUGUUUUCCUUUGGAGAAAAUGACUUGUAUUCUCAAGUGCCUAAUCCUGAGGGGUCUUUCACACGAAAAUUACAGAUAACGUUAACCCGGGUAUGUGGGUUUUCCCCGCCGAUAUUUUAUGGGCGAGGUGUGUUCAACUAUUCCUUUGGACUCCUGCCUCACAGGCGACCGAUGAACACAGUGGUGGGAAAACCAAUUGGAAUUACAAAGAACGAGAAUCCAACCAACGAAGAAGUGGCUGAUCUUCACCAGAAGUACAUGGAUGCCCUUAUAGACUUGUUUGAAACUAACAAGACCAAGUAUGGUGUUGCUGAAGACGAGCAUCUUAUUCUUGAGUGAUUACAAGACCAAAUAUGGUAUUGAUGAAGACUGCCAUCUUAUUAUUUAAUGAUAGCAGGACCAUAUA